AUGCACCAAGCACUGGUCAUUGACGAAAUAGUUCAAGUCGUCUUUGACUUUUGUCUUGACUUCGGCAGCGACACGCUCACUAGGGUCGCAAGGACUUGUAAGGCAUGGCGAGACCCUGCCUUGGAUCGCCUCUGGUACCGUCUUAUAGAUGUCACCCCGUUAUUACAGCUUGUUCCAGGGAUUAUUCGUGUAAAUGGUGUAUACGUUUUUGAGUCUCCGGUUUCGCCAGACCUGAGCUCUCUUCGCUUCUAUGCUCCCCGGGUUAAGCAUAUUGUUCAUAGACGCAACUUACAGUUGCACCCUCAUAUGUCUUCGAUAAUUGCUGGUUCAGUCGACGGGAUGUUCACGGGACUCACUACCGUUCAGCUGGCACUUUUGAACUGCCAUUCUGUCUGUCCUAUCCUUGGACCCGGCACCAUGCUGAAAAAACUCGACCUGGAUCUCAGCUUCCACCCAGGUGUCUUUGAUAGUUCAAAUAAGACGACGUGUGACUAUCUAUCCAAUCUGCCGAGGUUGGAGACCUUGAGCCUCCGCGGUCUGGCUUCAGAAAACUUAAAUCGCACCAUAUCCGUGACUUCCCAUUUGCAAUCGAUCUCCUUGCGGUUAAGCACCUCCUUGAAUGCAGACACCAUUAUCGCCAUCUCUCGGUUUCCUGCACUCGUCGAGCUAGAGUUUCACGCGCCACAUAUACGCGUGGCGGAUUUGGCAGAGAAGUGGUCAAGUGUGGGCAGUGGUGUUUGUUUCCCAUCUCUUCGGUCACUAAACAUCCGCGCCAGCACUUCUCUUGUCGGCGAGCUCCUACAAAAUAUGCAUUCGAUCAAAUUGCACACUAUAUACCUCGACGUAGAACCGGUAGCUCAAACAGACGAAGCUUGGAUCGAUCUAUUCAACAUCAUGAAGGAUAAGACUCCUAACCUGCACGACUUUACAAUAGACCAUCACGUAGACACCGACACUCCCGGUUCAGACAGUGACACCGGUCUUCCUAUUAAUGACCUUGGUAAUGACCACCCCAUAUCCCACUCGAAUGGUUUCGAGAACCUUCUACGGUUCCAACUUAUAUACCCUUUGUUCGCUCUUCGCAAGCUUCAGCGUAUCGUAUUUGAUACCACUCCCCCUAUUCUGGUUCACGACGAAGACCUCGAAAAAUUAGGCAGUCAGUUGCCCCAGCUCACGCAUCUUGACCUCGGGGCAGUACCCACUGUUGACCCCCGGUGGGUUCCAAAGGCCACCCUCAAGGGUCUAUACUUGUUUUCUCAAAAGUCAUCGAACUUGAAAGAUCUCAUAAUCCCUAUCGACCUGUCCACCUCAUCACGCCCCGACGAACUUUUAAAGACCUUUACCACGACCCAUGACACUCUACGCAAUAUCAAUAUCUCCACCCUCACACCACCGGACCCGACGUCGAUGGCACGUUUUCUGGCCUCCCUCUUUCCAUGUCUGGAGCAUGCAGACGGCGUAGCUGACCACUUUGACGAGUGGCAGCAUAUUCAAACAUCUAUCCGAGGCAUAAAAGGCGCUUCAGAGAGCUGA
Molecule: messenger RNA, 1533 nt
Organism: Marasmius oreades (fairy-ring Marasmius)
Lineage: Eukaryota; Fungi; Basidiomycota; Agaricomycetes; Agaricales; Marasmiaceae
Exons: 2
Coding region: 1-1533 (510 amino acids)
Source: RefSeq, a predicted model, not a curated record